Molecule: messenger RNA, 2176 nt
Organism: Paramecium sonneborni
Lineage: Eukaryota; Ciliophora; Oligohymenophorea; Peniculida; Parameciidae
Source: the annotation of a GenBank genome assembly
UAAUAAUUUAAAUUAUGAAUUUACGACCUUAACCAGGACAUUAGAAUAAGAAUGGAAUAAAUCCAAUAACAAAUACUCCAAUAGAUUAUGCAUAAAGAGGGAAUCAACAACCAUAUUAUAAGUAACCAUACCCAUAACCUCCAAUAUAAUAUACUUAAAAUCCGUAACAGUACUAGAAUCCUUAUUAUAAUUAAACUCUUCCAUAAGUAGUACAGCAAAGUAUGCCAGAGACAGGAUAGAAACUACCUUUAUAGAGUGAUGCAAUAGAAUUGGAUCAUAUGAAUGGUUUUUCAGGUAGAUAUCGAGAUGUGAUUCAUUUGCAUCCUCAGAAAGAGUCUACAAUAGUAUAUGCAUUAGCUGGAUUGAUAGUAAUAGAGAAUUUGAAUGAUAAACAUUAACAAUUGUUUUUGAGAGGACAUGAUAUGGACAUAAGUGCUUUAACAUUAUCUAAGACAGGGAGAUUUAUAGCAUCUGGAUAAAUGGGAUCUAGAAAUGCAAAGACACCAGAAGCACCAGUUAUAUUAUGGGAUUUUAAUGGUAGAAAACCAAUGCAAAUAUUCAGAGGAUUAAGAGAUGAAAUAACAAAUGUUUCAUUUUCUAGUGAUGAUAAAUUUUUAGCAGCAACAGCAUCAAAUAAUAAUUUAAUAAUAUGGAAUUGUUAAGAUUAUACAAUAGUUCAUAAUAAAUUAUUAGAAGUUCCUAUAAAUUUAAUAACAUGGUGUCCUCCAAGAAGAUCUUCAACUAAACAUUCUUAAUAUUUGAUUGUAACUUCAUAAGGUUCAAAUAUAUUUUUAAAUACAAUGGAUUUUGAUGUAGCUUCAAUGUAAUAUUAAUUGAAAUAAGCACCAUGUUAAUUACCUAGUAGUGGAUUAGUAAGAAAUUAUACUAAAGCAGUAAUAGAUUAGAAUGGAGAUUAUUUAUAUGUAGGAACACAUGCAGGUGAAAUAUGUAUAUUUAGUAUUUCAUCAUAAUAAGGAGGAUUAUUUAAAGCAACAAUACCUAUAAGUAAUAAUGGUGUUUUGAGUAUCAAUAUAUUUGGAAAGAAUUUAUUUGUAGGUUCAGGUGAUGGUAAAAUAAAGAAAUUAACUGGAAAUGAUACAAGAUGGAAUUUAGAAAGAGAGAUAUGUUUGGAAGGUAGAAUGAAUUCAAUUACAAUUGAUCCAAAUGGUAAUGAAUUAUUAGCAGGUACAUCAAAUGGUAGAAUUUAUAGAAUAAAUACUGCUCAUUUAGAUUCUGCAAUUCAUACUGAAGGACAUUUAUCUAGUAUUGUAGGUUUAUCAGUACCAUUGAAUGCUUGUGAUUUAUUUAUCUCAAUUGAUUAUGAAGGAGUAGUUAUGGUUUGGGAUUUAAAUGAAAUGCUUGUAAUAACUAGAUGCAUUCCUAUUAAUAUGAAUAGAGUAAAAGGAUCAUCUGUUUAUUUAGAUCCAGAUAGAACUAUAAUAUCUGGUUGGAGAGAUGGUUUUAUUAGAGCAUAUAUGAUAACUAAUAAACCAGUAUCUCCAAUUAAAUGGGAAAUUGUAAAUGCUCAUAAAGGAGCAGUGACUAGUUUGUAUAGUGAUCAAAAUUAUUAUCUGUCUGGUGGUGAAGAUAGUAUUAUAAGAGUUUGGUCUAAAACUGCUAGAUAAUUAAUUACUUAAAUAUCUAUACAUUCUAAAGAAAUUACUAAAGUAUUCCCAGACCUAAUGAAACCUAAUCUUAUUCAUUCAUGUUCAGCUGAUAAAACUAUUUACACUUAUGAUCUUAAAACUGAUAAAAAAGUUAUAUAACAUCAAUCUAGAAAUGGAGUUUUACUUGACAUGACUUAAAGAAAAGACAAUGAAUUAGAAUUAAGUAUAUUCAUAUUUAUAUUAAAUAAUAGUUACUUGUGGAAUCAACAUGCCUAUCUAAUUUUGGGAUAUUGACAUUGUAGAACCAGUUUAAUCAAUUGAAGUCAAUAAAUUAAAUUCUAUAGCUAUCAGUCCAGAUGGUAAAAUAUUAGCUACUGGUUCUGAUUCUGGAGAAGUAUUCUAUUAUUAUAUAUUAGUUAAUUUUAAUAUCCAUUCUAACUCAAUCCAUUUUAGGAAAAUAUUUAGGACAUUCCUCUGGAGUUUCUAAAGUUGCUUGGACUAGUGAUUAAAAAUAAGUAAUAACAACUAGUUAUGAUGGAACUGUGUGCUUAUGGAAUAUUUAUCUAUGA